CUUUUUCUCGCUCCUGUCCGGUGUCAGUGUCACGGUGAGCCGAUGAUAGACGCCGCCGUUCCGUGUUUGUUUAUCAUUUCUUUACGGUAUUAAUCCAGCAACAAGUGUCAGCAUGUCCUUGGCGGAUCAACAGUGGUGUCCCACAAGCGUCCAGGUAACGGUACUCCAAGCCAGAGGCCUCAGGAUAAAGGGGAAAAGCGGCACUAACGAUGCGUACGCGGUCAUGCAAGUGGCCAAGGAAAAGUACCAGACCUCGGUGGUGGAGAAGAGCGUGGCUCCGGUGUGGAAGGAGGAGGCCGCCUUCGACCUGCAUCAGGGCGGCGGAGGGGAGCGCAGCACCCUGCACGUCCACGUCCUGCACCGAGCCCUGGUGGGUCCAGACAAGCUGCUGGGACAGGCUGUCAUAAACCUGCUUCAGCUCAGUGAGGACAAAACCCGCAACAAGACCGAAUGGUUUAAACUGCUAGACAAGACCGGCAAGUCGGACAAAGACAGAGGAGAGGUACUUGUGGACAUCCAGUUCAUGAGAAACAACAUGACAGCCAGCAUGUUCGACAUCUCUGCUGCCGGCAAAUCCCGAUCUCGCCUGGGCAAGUUCAAAGACAAAGUUCGUGGGAAGAAAAAGGAAUCGGAUGCUGCAUCUUCCAUGGUGCCGUCUUUUACCCAGGUUCUGACAGACAGCGAGGACGAAGCAAACGGGGAAGCUGAGGUAGCUGCAGGCAAGGACGAGAAAAAGAAGAAGCUUAAGAUGAAGUCUUUGUUUUCUCCCAAGUCUAACCUGCAGAAGAACAUGUCGCAAUCCAUGUCUGUUCUGCCUGGAAAGAAUUCCUCACUGAGCGGCAGCCUGUCCUCUGGUCUGAAUGUGGAUUCCUCUGAAGGUAAAAAGAAGUUCAAGUUCAUGAUACAUAAACGCUCGGGCAGCUCAGACAGCAAAGAUUCCUCUGCUACUCAACAGAAACAUGGUUCAGGGGAGCAAAGCAACUUGUGCAUCAAUGGCAGUCACGUAUAUUGUGAAGAGCCACCGCCUCGGACCGCUCGCAUCGGCUCAAACUUCAGUCUGGCUAGUUCAGGCCAUGGGUCCAUGGAAGAUGUCCCUGAGAACUCUCCCCCCUCUGUUGAUUCACUCAGGACUGUGAGGCAAUACUCACCCUGGACCGAGGAGGAAGAGGAGGAGGAAGCUGAAGUAGAAAAUAAGAAAAAGGAUAUGGAAGAAAUGAGGAUAAAAGAAGAGAAAGAGAUGGUUAGGAGACAAACGCUGGAGAGGUUAGCUGAGGAGAAGAGGAGAAAGGAGGAAGAAGAAAGAAAGCAGAUUGAAGAAAAGAAACUAAGGAGGGUGGAGGAGAGAGCUAAAGAAGAGGAGAGAGUUAAGAGAGAGGAAGAUGAGCGUGAGAGAUUAGCAGAAGAAAAGAGAAGACUUGAGGAGCAAGAAAGGAGACGGAUUGAAGAAGAGAAAAUUUGCAGGGAGGAAGAGGAAAAGGCUCAGGAAGAGAAGAGAAGAAAAGAAAAGGAGGAGGAGGAGGAGAGGGUGAGAAGACAAGAGGAAGAGCUUGAAAGGAAAAGGAUUGAGGAAGAGAAAGCUAGAAAGGAGGAAGAGGAGAGGAUUAGGAUGGAGGAGGAAAGGGCUCAGGAAGAGAGGAAAAGGAGGAAAGAAAAGGAGGAGGAAGAGGAGAGAAUGAGGAGACAAGAGGAAGAGCGUGAAAGAUUAGCAGAAGAGAAGAGGAGACAGGAGGAAGAGGAAAGAAAAAGGAUCGAGGAAGAGAAAGCUAGAAAGGAGGAAGAGGAGAGGAUUAGGAUGGAGGAGGAAAGGGCUCAGGAAGAGAGGAGAAGGAGGAAAGAAAAGGAGGAGGAAGAGGAGAGAAUGAGGACAAGACAAGAGGAAGAGCGUGAAAGAUUAGCAGAAGAGAAGAGGAGACAGGAGGAAGAGGAAAGAAAAAGGAUUGAGGAAGAGAAAGCUAGAAAGGAGGAAGAGGAGAGGAUUAGGAUGGAGGAGGAAAGGGCUCAGGAAGAGAGGAGAAGGAGGAAAGAAAAGGAGGAGGAAGAGGAGAGAAUGAGGACAAGACAAGAGGAAGAGCGUGAAAGAUUAGCAGAAGAGAAGAGGAGACAGGAGGAAGAGGAAAGAAAAAGGAUUGAGGAAGAGAAAGCUAGAAAGGAGGAAGAGGAGAGGAUUAGGAUGGAGGAGGAAAGAGCUCAGGAAGAGAGAAGGAGGAAAGAAAAGGAGGAGGAAGAGGAGAGAAUGAGGAGACAAGAGGAAGAGCGUGAAAGAUUAGCAGAAGAGAAGAGGAGACAGGAGGAAGAGGAAAGAAAAAGGAUUGAGGAAGAGAAAGCUAGAAAGGAGGAAGAGGAGAGAAUUAGGAUGGAAGAAGAAAAGCAUGAGAGGUUAGCAGUAGAAAAGAGGAGGCUUGAGGAGCAAGAAAAGAGACGAGUUGAAGAAGAAAAAAUACGCAGGGAGGAAGAAGAGAGGAUUAGGAUGGAGGAAGAAAGGGCUCAGGAAGAGAGGAGGAGAAAAGAAAAGGAGGAGGAAGAAGAGAUAAUUAGGAGACAAGAAGAGCUUGAAAGAUUAGCAGAGAAGAGGAGACAAGAGGAAGAGGAAAGAAAAAGGAUUGAGGAAGAAAAGGCUAGAAGGGAGGAAGAGGAACAGAUUAGGAGGGAGGAGGAAAAGGCUCAGGAGGAGAGAGUGAGGAGACAAGAGGAAGAGCGGGAAAAAUUAGCAGCAGAAAAGAGGAGACAGGAAGAAGAAAGAAAAAGGAUUGACGAAGAGAAAGCUAGAAAGGAGGAAGAGGAGAUGAUUAGGAGGGAAAGGGCUCAGGAAGAAAAAAGGAGACAAGAGGAAGAGCGUGAGAAAAAGAGAAGACAAGAGGAGGAAGAAAGGAUUAGAAAAGAGGAGAGGGUGAGGAAGGAAAAGGAAGAAAUUGAGAGAUUGGCAGAGGAGAAGAGACGAGAGGAACAAGAAAAGAGGAGGAUUAAGGAAGGGGAGAAAACUAAAAGAGAGAAAGAGGGGUUAACAGGAGUAUUAGAAGAACAGGACAAGAGGGAAAAUCAAAGAAAAGAUGGACACAGAGCGAUAGAGAGUCAAAGUCCUGCAGAAGUUACUUCUACUAAUCCAUUUGAAGAAAACAUUUCAAAUAAUCCCUUUGAUGAGAGUCCCGACUCACCUGCUGAACCCAACAGCAACACUAUCCAGCAAAGAUAUCAAUUUCCUGAGCCAUCAGUGGGAAGCUCAGCCAUUUCCACUGAUGAAAAAGCUGUCAUUACGACUCAGCAGGAGAAGCGACAAGCUCCUCUGCCUCCAGAAAGAAAUCAAACCAAGAGACGGAGUAAUAAGGAGCCAGAUGCAUCUACACAACACCUGGCACAAAUUAACAAGUUGAGCAAAGAAAAAAAUGUCAAAACUGCCAGUAUUCUCCCUCAGCGCUUGUUGCCUCUGGGUAGGCCUUCCACAGACACAAAGAACAACCAGAGCUUGACGCUUAAGAGUGCCACCAAAGGAACUACAACAACAACAACAGCCAAACACACUAAACGACCUGCACCAACUAGACCUGGCUCUGUGGAAGAGAAGCCAUUAUCUGAACCAAAAACAUCUAAUGGAUGUGUCUCGGAGGCAAAACAAGUCCCUGUUGUUUAUGGUUUAAAUCCAUUUGACGACGAUGAAGAUGAAAAUGAGCUCACAGCCCAAGAUGAUAAAACAGCUUCUGGUAACACUAGUUCAGUAGUCUGGCCUCCAGCUGUGUCACAAACUCACAAUAAAGACGACAUCUCGCAGACAAAAAAAUCGUCAAAGGUAGCCCGCGCACCCUUGCCUCCUGAAAAGACAGCCACCACAUCGAGCACUUUAAACAAGCUAAACACUGACGGAGCCCAUGAUAAAACACAUGUGACUGUACCCGAUAAGAAUGCAACACAAACAUGUGAUCCAGAGCCAGAAGCCAUACACUCCAGCAGAGUCAAGGAGAGUCCACUACAAGAGUCCCAGCCUGUGACAGUGCUGCGUGCUGGAGAGGAGGCAAGUGAGAAGAAGGAAGGCCCUCAUGCAUCAUCGCGCAGGCUUCAACCUGUAAAACCCCUGAAUCCAUUGGAACAGCAGUCUGUCUCAGGGGAAAAGGAUCCCAAAUCCACAGGAAUACCUUGUGAAGUUGAGGAGAACACAAAGGUCAGCAGCACUGGGGUGAAGGGGCCGUUCUCCCAGCUGACUCAGGAGGAGCUCAUCUCUCUAGUGCUGAAACAGGAGAAACAGCUGCUGGAGAGGGACAGUAAGAUAUCAGAGUUGGAGUGCUACAUUGACAACUUGAUUGUGCGCGUCAUAGAGGAGAAACCAAGUAUCCUCAUGUCCCUGAACGCUAUGAAGAAAACGGUGUAGGCGGGUUCACGGCUGAGACCUUAUUCCUGCUGGUGUUACUUUAUUCCUGCUGUACCCUAAUCAGUUCCAGUACUAAU
This is a messenger RNA of Scomber japonicus (chub mackerel), 4434 nucleotides long. It is a transcript of the gene rab11fip1b, whose product is annotated as RAB11 family interacting protein 1 (class I) b. The transcript is spliced from 6 exons. NCBI's taxonomy places the organism in Eukaryota, Metazoa, Chordata, Actinopteri, Scombriformes, Scombridae. Bases 113 to 4357 code for a protein of 1414 amino acids. The record is from RefSeq and is a predicted model, not a curated record. Gene Ontology annotation, biological process: regulated exocytosis. Gene Ontology annotation, cellular component: intracellular membrane-bounded organelle. Gene Ontology annotation, molecular function: small GTPase binding.